Impatiens glandulifera is the source of this 600-nucleotide messenger RNA. Its product is annotated as ethylene-responsive transcription factor ERF024-like. Gene Ontology annotation, molecular function: DNA-binding transcription factor activity; DNA binding. Lineage: Eukaryota; Viridiplantae; Streptophyta; Magnoliopsida; Ericales; Balsaminaceae. The coding region runs from base 1 to 600 and encodes 199 amino acids. Gene Ontology annotation, biological process: regulation of DNA-templated transcription. The record is from RefSeq and is a predicted model, not a curated record. The transcript has a single exon.
AUGGCAGAUAACACAACCACCAGUACUCCACGUGGCUCUGGCCGACACCCAGUUUACCGCGGAGUGAGGCGUCGCAACAGCAGCAGCAGCAAGUGGGUGUCGGAGAUACGAGAGCCCAGAUCCCCAAACAGGAUUUGGCUAGGUACUUUUCCCACUCCAGAGAUGGCAGCAACCGCAUAUGAUGUGGCCGCGUUGGCUUUAAAGGGGAAACAUGCCGAGCUCAAUUUCCCCGGUUCUGCUUCCUCCCUGCCAAUUCCGGCAUCAAAUGCACCUCAAGACAUUCAGGCGGCAGCUGCUUGUGCGGCGGCGGCUGCCGGAGCAGCCGCCGAUGCAAUCGUGGCUGCAGGUUCAAGAGAGAUGGAAGAAGAUCAGCCAAUUAUAGAUCAUGAUGAGGCUGGUAGGAGUAUUGGAAGAGAUCAUGAUCAGUUUGUGGAUGAGGAUUUGAUAUUUGAUAUGCCUAAUGUGAUUAUGAACAUGGCUGAAGGGAUGCUUCUUAGCCCUCCAAGGUUUACUUCUGGUAGUCCGUAUGAUGAUGACCAUCUUGAUCAGUCUACUCUUGCUGAUACUACUGCUCACCAGACACUUUGGGAUUUCCCUUGA